UAGAAAAAUAACGAAAACAAAUGAACCCAUUUGAGCUCGCUUUCACCCUGUGUAUGGUGGAGGCGGGUGGUCAGUGCCAUCCGUGGUGGCGGAAGAUGUGAUGUUUGAGAUGAAACAAAAGUGGUGCGAUUUGAGGGCUAAUGGAAUGGAUAAUGUAUAUAAGAGGUGAUGUGACUGUGAGCGUGAUAUUGGAAGCGGUGGCGCAGGCGAAGUUCCAGUGGCUUCCAGUGGCUGAUGAUGAUGGAAUUUUUCAGUUUAGGUACCUUAAAGCAAAUAAGCUUAAUGGAUCAGUCCCCGGAUGGCUUGCUGGUUCAAAAACCUCAUAUGCGGAUAUUUCAGAAAAUAAUUUUACAACUGUACCUGUACAACUGGGAGGCAAAGCCCUAAAUGUGAACUCUUUUGCAUGCUGUGCUGAAACAGCAAAUCUGAGCAUGGCAUGGCAGAGAAGUGACUACUAUUGCCCCACUGAUAAAUCAUUGAAUGAUCAAUUGUAUAUUAACUGUGGCGGUGAGAGGGUGCUAAUUAAUGGAGUUCAGUAUCAAGCUGAUACACAACCUGAUGGAGGAUCAACCUUCUUUUUAAGUGAUGAUAAAAGUUGGGGUUACAGUAGUCAGGGGAUUUUUAUUGAUGCAAACCAUGACCAGUACACUGUGGAAAAAUCAUGUGGAAUUCCCAGUGAUGAUGCACCGUUAUAUAAGACAGCUCGUGUUUCACCUAUCUCCCUGAAGUAUUAUGGUUUUUGUAUGAAAAAUGACAAAUACAUAGUGAAACUUCACUUUGCAGAGAUUAUGUAUUCAGAAAAUAAAGAUCCCAGCAGCAAGGGGAAGCGUUUGUUUGAUGUGGCAAUUCAGGGCAAGAAGGUACUUGAAAAUUUCAAUAUUAGAGAAGCUGCUAUGGGUGUGAAUAAAAGUGUAUCUUUGGACUUCAUUGCUACUGUGAGGAACCAUCAACUGGAGAUCCACUUUUAUUGGACUGGCAAGGGCUCAAUUCGUAACCCAAUGGAAUAUUAUGGUCCUCUUAUAUCUGCUAUUUCAGUUUUUCCUGUUCCUAGGAAACCCAGCACAAAAUUAUCACCAAUGAGUAUUGCUGCGCUCGUAGGAUCUGCAUUCCUUCUCCCACUAUUGCUUUUAGUUUUCAUAUGUAAACUAGGCAUUCUUGGCGGAAAAGAAUUGCAUAACAAAGAACUAAAAGGUCUUGAACUACAGCCAGGAGGUUCUUUCAACUUCCGGCAAAUAAAAGCUGCCACCCGGAACUUCAAUCCUGUGAACAAGAUUGGUGAAGGAGGUUUUGGAUCUGUAUAUAAGGGUGUGCUUCCAAAUGGGACAGCAAUAGCAGUGAAACAACUGUCAUCAAAAUCAAAGCAAGGCACUCGUGAGUUUGUAAAUGAAGUGGGAACUAUUUUUGCAUUGCAACAUCCAAAUCUUGUAAAGCUAUUGGGAUGUUGCACAGAAGAUAACCAACUCUUGCUGGUCUAUGAGUACAUGGAAAAUAAUUCCCUUGCACAUGCGUUAUUUGGUUCAGAGAAGAUAAGGUUGAAACUCAACUGGCCAAUUAGGUUCAAAAUCUGCCUUGGUAUAGCCAAGGGUCUGGCUUUUCUUCAUGAAGAAUCUAAGCUGAAGGUUGUCCAUAGAGAUAUCAAGCCCACAAAUGUGCUGCUUGACAAAGAUCUUAACGCAAAAAUAUCGGACUUCGGACUUGCUAAACUCUACGAAGCAGAGAAGACACAUGUUAUCACUAGAAUUGCUGGAACAACAGGAUACAUGGCUCCAGAGUAUGCCAUGCGGGGCUAUUUAACAAAUAAAGCAGAUGUUUAUAGUUUUGGGGUGGUUGCACUAGAGAUUGUGAGUGGGAAAAAUGGCACCAGUUACAGGCCAAACGAUGAGAGUGUCUAUCUACUUGAUUUGGCUUAUGUUUUGCAAGAAAAGGGUGAACUAUUAUCACUAGUUGAUCCAAUGUUGGGCUAUGACUACUCAGUGAAACAAGCGUUGAUGAUCUUAGACCUAGCAAUGGUAUGCACUAAUCCAUCCCCUACACUGAGGCCGACCAUGUCUGAAGUGGUAAAGGUUCUCGAAGGCAAGAGCAAGAUAAAGGCUCCCUCAUUCCAUGUUCCAUACUCGACUGAUGAUUUUGCAAUGGCUAAGGCUGUGGCUAGCCUCAUUCCCCGCAUUCGAUCAGGCAGCAAUUCUACAGGGAAGACAUCAAAUGCUGUCACUUAUGAUGUUGUGAGCAGAGAUGAAGAUGAGUACGGAAUUUAUGAAGAUUGUUCUUCAGAGAUGUUAGAGAAGACAGAUAGCCUGGUUAAGUUAUCAUCUUAGUCUCCAAGGUUAUCAGGCUCUUGGUGUUUGAACUACUGCACUUGCUAGCUUCGCAUAGGACGUGUGAAAUCGAUGUUGUUGGCUUGGUUUAGUAUGUUUUUCAAUUUCCUGGAUUUUCUUAAUGUGUACCGACAUAAUUGUUGCAAUAAAUCAAACAAAAAAUGCCGCUGUUGUUGAA
Messenger RNA from Hevea brasiliensis (rubber tree), 2493 nucleotides. RefSeq names its product probable LRR receptor-like serine/threonine-protein kinase At1g53430. Gene Ontology annotation, molecular function: protein kinase activity; ATP binding. The transcript is spliced from 13 exons. NCBI's taxonomy places the organism in Eukaryota, Viridiplantae, Streptophyta, Magnoliopsida, Malpighiales, Euphorbiaceae. The record is from RefSeq and is a predicted model, not a curated record. Gene Ontology annotation, biological process: protein phosphorylation. Bases 141 to 2315 code for a protein of 724 amino acids.